AUGCGUUUCCACUGCAUGCCCCUCCUCUACGUCCUCACCUUCUUCGUCCUCAUCUCGGGCCUCUUCUCCGUCCUGCUGUCCCUGGCGCCGUGCUUCGUCAAGUCCAAGAACCACUGCUACCGCGGCUAUGAAUCCCACUACUCCUUCGACGUCGACCGCGCCGACCACGCCGAGUGGAUGCGCGCCAUCCCGGACAGCACCAACCUCACCAGCCUGUCCAUCCCGGGCACCCACGACACCAUGACCUUUGACCUCAAGAACCAGGUCUUCCAAUGCCAGAACCACAACCUGUCGGCCCAGCUGCACGCCGGCAUGCGGUACCUCGACAUCCGCGGCCGCCUGGUCAACGACACCAUCGACAUCUACCACGCCUCUAUGCCCACGGGCUACUCCUACACCGAGGUUCUUCUCACCGUGUUCGACUUCCUGGACGACCACCCCAGCGAGACCGUCGUCAUGCGGCUCAAGGAGGAGGGCCGGCCCCUCGGCGCCAACACCAUGACCUUUGAGGACGCCUUCAACUUCUACCUGCACAACUCCACCGUCACCUCGGCCGGCGCCAAAGCCCACUUCCGCAAGCACAACCCGCGCAAGCCCUACCCGACGCUGGGCGCCCUGCGCGGCAAGAUCUUCCUCCUGCAGAACUUCCCCUCCAAGGGCCCCGACAGCCCCUACGGCGUCGUCUGGGAGUCCGCCGACAUGGUCCUCGAGGACCUCUGGAUCAUCCCCAGCGUCGACCACCUCUACAUGAAGUGGGAGGCCAUCGAGAACGCCCUGCGCCGCGCCGCCACCGCCAAGCCGCACGCCAACCGCGUGCUGUACCUCGCCCACCUGAGCGCCUCCGUCGGCGUGCUGCCCAUCGAGGCCGCCGCCGGGAACCUCAACCGCACCGUGGCCGGCAUGAACGACCGCACCGGCGACUGGCUCGCCGCGACGGCCGACCGCGGCGACAGCGGCAAGACUGGCGUCGUCAUCAUCGACUUCCCCGGCAAGGAGCUGGUGGACCAGGUGCUGGCGCGGAACCGGCUGUUGACGGACCGGAGUGCCGAGCUAUGA
This is a messenger RNA of Colletotrichum spaethianum, 1056 nucleotides long. Its product is annotated as 1-phosphatidylinositol phosphodiesterase. Gene Ontology annotation, biological process: lipid metabolic process. NCBI's taxonomy places the organism in Eukaryota, Fungi, Ascomycota, Sordariomycetes, Glomerellales, Glomerellaceae. Gene Ontology annotation, molecular function: phosphoric diester hydrolase activity. The record is from RefSeq and is a predicted model, not a curated record. The coding region runs from base 1 to 1056 and encodes 351 amino acids. The transcript has a single exon.